Messenger RNA from Pseudocercospora fijiensis CIRAD86, 562 nucleotides. RefSeq lists its product as uncharacterized. Bases 6 to 494 code for a protein of 162 amino acids. The record is from RefSeq and is a predicted model, not a curated record. Lineage: Eukaryota; Fungi; Ascomycota; Dothideomycetes; Mycosphaerellales; Mycosphaerellaceae. The transcript has a single exon.
GCGCAAUGUCCAGCUCAACACCCAAGCAGAAACUGAAUCCACGUAACUUCCCCCGUCCGCCUUCCUGCGAACGCACUCCCCGUCAAUUGGAAGUGAAGUGGCCGAACGGCGACACAAUCGCAGAAACGAGAGAAGCAUACUGGGUCCUAGAAACCUUUCACCCACCCACCUAUUAUCUCCCUCCCUCCUCUCUCAAAGUGCCCCUAAGCAAGAACUCACAUGGAAGCUUCUGCGAGUGGAAGGGAAGAGCAUCGUAUUACAACAUCAAAGACCCAGAUGGUAAAGAGGUGAAGAGUAGAAUCUGGAGCUACGAUAAUCCUUCUGGUGGUUUCAAGGAUAUCAAGGACUAUUUGAGCUUCUAUGCAGGGCCUUGGGAUUGCUAUGUUGAUGGUGAAAAGGUGGAGGCUCAGCCUGGAGACUUCUAUGGUGGGUGGAUGACCAGUGAUAUUGAGAGGGAAUAUGUUAAGGGUGCGCCGGGUACGAGGCAUUGGUAGAAUGAUCAAGAACAUCGGGUUCGUGCGUGAAGUCGUUAUGGAUGAAAUACGGAACCAGUUACUGCUAC